ACCCCACCCCUCCAACGGGGAUCCCCUGGGUGUCCCGCCAUGCCGGGUGCAGGGCUGGGAGAGGCACUGCAGUCAGGGUACUGUGUCCUCAGUGAUGAGCCCUGAAGGGCCAUGCUAGGUGCCAGCAGCCGCCAGGGAGCAAAUUCAAUGCAGUUUACGUUCAUUAAAAACGGUGCUCUGGGCCAGUGGGAAAACGUGUCCCCCCUGCCCCAUCCUCCCCUGCCCCGUUGUCUCCCACCCCUGCCCCGGCGAUUCUCCUUGUCUACACCUGGUGUGAGCCCAGGGGCUCUGCAUGUAGCCGCACAAUACCAUUUUCUCCAGAUCUGGCUGUUCCCAGCCUCUGCCAGCAUGCGGCUUCUGGCUGGCAGGGUCGGGCCCUGGGCUGACCUCCCCCCAAUGCCUCCCUGCCAAGUCUGCCCUUCCAGGCACCUGAGAGUCUGCCCUGUGCCUCCUGCCUGCCCCUGGGCAACUCGGAGCUCUCCCAGGGCCAGCUCAGGCAAGGCCAGUGUUAGGGAUGGUCAGGGGACCUAAAGAGGACCUCAGCCCACUUAACUCCAGAGGUCACCCAGACUCAGUCACUGCCUGGUCCUGCCACCUGUGGGGUCCUGGCUUGGGAGAGGGCACCAGGCCGGCUGCAAGUGCCUUGUAGCCUGGCCCGGAGUGAAGAGCGGGGCUGGGGAUCAGCCUGGCAGACAUUCUUAUCAACCACUGAGGUCCCCAGAGCCCUGUGCCCACCUCAGCCACGGCUCUUUGGGUGGUGUGAGCCCCUCCAGUCCCUCAUCUCCGGCACACAUCUGCCCACAGAUGUGGCAGCCACCCCGUGCUUGGCUCUCCCCAGGGCUCUAAGGCCCUCAGGCAGGGACCCGCCCUGAGUAGCCUGGUCCAGGGACCUCUGGGGCUCCUGAUGUGGCCAGUGGGGCAGGAAUGGGCUGGCAGCCUGCUGGGCUGGCCCUGAGGGGGCUGGGGGAAGCCAGGCCUCCAACCACAGUGUCCAAAAGGGCGUGGCUGCCUUGGGCCCAUCCAGGCCCGAGAUCCUGAGGGUGGGGUAGCCCCCGCCCUGGCAGGGCUGGAAGUCCGUCUUCGGACAGAGCCCGUCCUGCCCAGAAGCCCAGCCAAGCCAGCAACAGGGGUGCAGGGACCGAGUGGCCCAGCCCCCUGGGCAGGGUGUCAGGGCCGGAGCCCAGAGGACUGCGGUUCAGGCUUCAGUCCCAGCCGGCGAACCAGAGCUGGGCAGAGCGGCCAGCAAGCGGCAGCCAGGGUGCCCUGGGCACUCGACCCCCAGAUGCCCCUGCUGGAGCCGUAAAGGGGAGGCACCCUGAGCCCGGAGGGAGCAUGGCCCUGGGGACUGAGCAUCUGGCUCAGAGCCGCUCCGCAGAGGCCCACUGCUCAGUGGAGUGUGGAAGACGAGGAGGAGGCCACCCGCAACCCAUGCCGGCAGGAGAGAGACCGGCAGCUUCAGGCCCAGGAUGUGGACGGAGGCGGCCAUGUCCCCGAGCGGCCGGAGCACGAGAUGCUCCUCAGCCUGAAGCCCUCGGAGGCCCCUGAACUGGAUGAGGACGAGGGCUUUGGCGACUGGUCCCAGAGGCCAGAGCAGCGACAGGAGCAUGAGGGGGUCCAGGGAGCCUCGGACAGCAGAGAACCCCCCCGGUGCAGGAGUCCUGAGGGGGAGCAAGAGGACAAGCCCGGCCUGCAUGCUGGUGAAAAGGAGGACGGUGACGAAGUCCACCUGGAGGAGUUGAGUCUGAGCAAGGAGGAGCCAGACCCAGAGGACACUGUCCAGGACAACCUGGGGGCCGCAGGGGCUGAGGAGGAGCAGGAGGAGCACCAGAAAUGUCAGCAGCCCAGGACACCCAGCCCCUCGAUCUUGGAGGGGACCAUUGAACACAGCUCACCUCCCCUGAGCCCCACCACUAAACUCAUCGACAGGACCGAGUCCCUAAACCGCUCCAUAGAGAAGAGUAACAGUGUGAAGAAGUCCCAACCAGACUUGCCCAUCUCCAAGAUUGACCAGCGGCUGGAACAAUACACCCAGGCCAUCGAGACCGCUGGCCGGACCCCCAAGCUAGCCCGCCAGGCCUCCAUAGAGCUGCCCAGCAUGGCCGUGGCCAGUACCAAGAGUCGGUGGGAGACGGGUGAGGUACAGGCUCAGUCUGCCACCAAGACUCCAUCCUGCAAGGAUAUUGUGGCUGGAGACAUGAGCAAGAAAAGCCUCUGGGAGCAGAAGGGAGGCUCCAAGACCUCAUCAACAAUUAAGAGCACCCCAUCUGGGAAGAGGUAUAAGUUUGUGGCCACCGGGCAUGGGAAGUAUGAGAAGGUGCUUGUGGAAGGGGGCCCGGCGCCCUAGGCCUCCUGUCUCGCUUCCUGGGUCUGCAGGUCCAGACGGGCGACACCCUCCAUGUACCCAGGGGAGAUCCCAGCCAGACACCUGCACCCCCGCCCUGGCUAAGAAGUUGCUUCCUGUUGCCAGCAUGACCUACCCUCGCCUCUUUGACGCCCCCCGCUGCCACCUCCUUUUGCUCCUGGACCCUUUGGCCUCUCUGCCCUUCCUCUCUCUGACCCCAACCACCCCCCGCCAGCUCUGCUUCUCACUACUUGGGGGAGGAAAGAAACUCCUGAUCGUUGGCCAAAGGAACUUACCCCUGGAGAGGCCAAGUACCUUCUAGGAAGUUAGGAGGUUGAGGCACAGUCCUGUGCAGAGAGGGCGGGUCACCCCCCAGAUCCAAGGGGAAACUGCAGGUCAAGGGCUGGUAAUGGCCAUGCAGGAAGCUUGAUGCUGCAUACCACCCCCCACUCUGCUUGCCACCCCCCACCCCGCCAUUUUAUAUAAUAAAGCUCCCUGUGUAUUCUCGUG
Messenger RNA from Chlorocebus sabaeus (green monkey), 2851 nucleotides. It is a transcript of the gene LSP1, whose product is annotated as lymphocyte specific protein 1. The record is from RefSeq and is a predicted model, not a curated record. NCBI's taxonomy places the organism in Eukaryota, Metazoa, Chordata, Mammalia, Primates, Cercopithecidae. Gene Ontology annotation, biological process: signal transduction; muscle contraction. Gene Ontology annotation, molecular function: calmodulin binding; actin binding; myosin binding.